GCAGGAGGGAGCUGCGCGGUGCAGGCCGAGGGCGGCGGGGCGGGGCGGUCUCUGGCCCGGGCUGGCGUGUGAGGCUCUUGGGCCUGAGCCGGGGAGGGUCCCUGCGGCGGGACGCCCCUAAGCCAGUGCCCCGCAGCCAUGGAGCAGGACGACCCGGCCGAGGCGCUGACGGAGCUGCGCGAGCGGCGGCCGGGCCCGUUGGAGCUGCUGCAGGUGGCGGCGGGCUCGGGCCUGGCGGUCUACGCCGUGUGGGCGCUGCUGCUGCAGCCCGGCUUCCGCCGCGUGCCGCUGCGCCUGCAGGUGCCGUAUGUCGGCGCGAGUGCCAGGCAGGUGGAGCACGUGUUGUCGUUGCUGCGAGGCCGUCCUGGGAAGACAGUGGACCUGGGCUCUGGGGACGGCAGGAUUGUAAGGACUGUGCUGGCUGCCCACAGGUGCGGCCUCCGCCCCGCUGUGGGCUACGAGCUGAACCCCUGGCUGGUGGGACUGGCGCGGCUGCGUGCCUGGAGGGCAGGUUGUGCUGGCAGUGUCCGCUACCACCGUGAGGACCUCUGGAAGGUGAGCCUGAGGGACUGCCACAAUGUGUCUGUGUUCCUGGCUCCUAGUGUGCUCCCAUUGCUGGAGGACAAGCUGCAGGCAGAGUUGCCUGCAGGAGCCCGCGUGGUGUCUGGGCGCUUCCCCCUCCCUACCUGGCAGCCUGUGGCUGUGGUAGGUGAGGGCCUGGACCGAGUCUGGGCCUAUGACAUCCAUAGAGGUGGGCCCGCUGGGCAGGCUGUGCCAGGGCCCAGUUCUGCCUCCAUACUUGGAACCCCCAAUUCUCAGAAUGGCUGACUGCACGCAAUAAAGACUCUGGGCUCCACCUUGA
Molecule: messenger RNA, 862 nt
Organism: Bubalus bubalis (water buffalo)
Lineage: Eukaryota; Metazoa; Chordata; Mammalia; Artiodactyla; Bovidae
Gene: ANTKMT
Product: adenine nucleotide translocase lysine methyltransferase
Exons: 5
Coding region: 139-828 (229 amino acids)
Biological process (GO): peptidyl-lysine trimethylation; regulation of mitochondrial ATP synthesis coupled proton transport; positive regulation of proton-transporting ATP synthase activity, rotational mechanism
Cellular component (GO): mitochondrion
Molecular function (GO): protein-lysine N-methyltransferase activity
Source: RefSeq, a predicted model, not a curated record